AUGUCCAACUUUUCAUCGGAAGCCUCUCUUGCAGAAUCUCGAGUGAUUGAGUUGGCCGAUCCAAAGAAUCCAACCCAGAAAGCAUGGCAACAAAUUGAUGAAAAAGAUGGAGCUGUUGUGGAAUUUGCUGAACCACCUCCUCAUACGGGAUCGUAUCGAGUGACUUAUCUGAUGAAAGGUGUUACGGUCGACCAAGUAGCACAAAUUUUGUGGAAUAAUGAUCACAUUCUUGCACUCAGUACUUCACUUUCAGAAAUUAAAGCUCUGAACAAGUUGAGUGACAAUGAGGAAAUUGUUGCUCACAUGCACAAAUCACCAGCAUUUGGUGUUUCAAAACGAGAUUAUUUAAUUGCGAGAAAAUUUGACAAGAGAGAAGAUGGCUCAGUGAUCAUUGCUCAGAAAAGUGUUGUUGAUCAUUCCUUGUUCCCUGAACAAUCAGGUUAUGUAAGAGGAGAUUUGUUGUGCUCUGGGUAUGUCAUUAAGCCUGUGAAGAAACCAAAUGAAACUACUGCAUCAAGUUGUCAUGUUACCUAUGUCAUUCAAACAGAUGUCAAAGGAUGGAUUCCUGAUUUUGUCAAGAAAAUGGCCAACUCUCAACUUACUACACAACUCUUGAAUCUCUAUGCCUAUGUCAAAAAGUUAUUUGGCAUUAAUUAA
Naegleria fowleri is the source of this 657-nucleotide messenger RNA. RefSeq lists its product as uncharacterized. Bases 1 to 657 code for a protein of 218 amino acids. The record is from RefSeq and is a predicted model, not a curated record. Gene Ontology annotation, molecular function: lipid binding. NCBI's taxonomy places the organism in Eukaryota, Heterolobosea, Eutetramitea, Acrasida, Naegleriidae. The transcript has 5 exons.